Messenger RNA from Arachis duranensis, 642 nucleotides. Its product is annotated as protein MAIN-LIKE 1-like. The record is from RefSeq and is a predicted model, not a curated record. Lineage: Eukaryota; Viridiplantae; Streptophyta; Magnoliopsida; Fabales; Fabaceae. Gene Ontology annotation, biological process: meristem maintenance; meristem development. The transcript has a single exon. Bases 1 to 642 code for a protein of 213 amino acids.
AUGACAUGUGAUCACCAUGUCCUUCCGGAUCGGUACAAUGAGAGAGUGGAGGAGCAUCUACAAUCAACUGGGUUUUACCAUGUUAGUCAGAUUGGAGUAGUUCAAUGUCAGAAAGCACUGGUAAAUGCUUUAGUGGAAAGGUGGCACCCGGACACACAUACCUUUCACCUUCCAGUUGGUGAAUGUGUUGUGACACUAGAAGACGUGGCUAUGAUCUUUGGUCUUCCAAUCGACGGCCUUCCAGUGACAGGUAUAACUUUGAGUAGUUUUGAGGCCUCAGAGGCGGAGUGUCUGCAUCAAUUUGAGGUCGCACCGAGAAAGUCGGAUUGUCGAAGAAGCGGCAUAAAAUUGACGUGGCUACGGGAUUUAAAAGAACGGUUACAGUUGACCGAUGAGAACAAUAUACAGGUGUACAUUAAGUGCCACAUCAUGUUUUUGUUCGGUACGAUCUUGUUUGGAGACAAGUCUGGGGCAUCUGUCCACUGGAAAUUUCUGUCUCUACUGAGUGAUUUUGCUAGUAUUGGACAGUAUAGCUGGGGAUCAGCCUUCCUAGCAAACCUGUACAAGAGUUUAUGCAGGGCCUCACGUUUUGAUUGUAAGAAAAUCGAUGGUCCGCUGACACUUCUACUGUGUUGGGCAUAG